Argentina anserina (silverweed cinquefoil) is the source of this 1906-nucleotide messenger RNA. RefSeq names its product protein RETICULATA, chloroplastic. The transcript has 8 exons. Lineage: Eukaryota; Viridiplantae; Streptophyta; Magnoliopsida; Rosales; Rosaceae. Gene Ontology annotation, biological process: plant organ development. Gene Ontology annotation, cellular component: chloroplast inner membrane. The record is from RefSeq and is a predicted model, not a curated record. The coding region runs from base 281 to 1651 and encodes 456 amino acids.
CUCAGCCUCCAUUAACUGAGGAAAAAGAAAACAAAAAAAGGGAAAAUCUCAACGUCCCAGUUUAGCGUCUCCGCCUCCCUCACACAGUGAUCCUUCACUCACUAUCACUCCAACUUUGAGAUUCCAAUACUGAAUGAACAAGCCCCACUCUUUACCUCAAUCCCAUCUCCACCCCAAUAAAGAUUCACACUUUCCCUCAUUCCUACUCACUCUCUCUCUCUCUAUUCUCUUCAACUGCAAAGUUAUCAAUUUGAGAAAUUUUUAAGAUAUUGGAAGAGAAAUGGCUGGUUGUUCUUCAAGUUUUGGAGUAUCGAAUGUUGUAACCAUGCGGAAUGAGGUGGGUUUGAGGAAGAUGGGGAGUCAGAAUUUGGUUUUUGAUAGUGUUAGUUUUAGGUGUAUUGCAGAGGUAGCUUUGCCCAUUUUCUGCGGGAAGAGUAACUUUGGAAAUGGGGCGAAUUCGAUUUCGGUGAAGAAAGACUCCAAUUUUGUAGUCAUUAGUAUGUUACAGCCUCGGGAUGAAAGGAAUUUCAGCUUAGGUGCAGUAACAGUUUUGAAUGAGGGAGGUGGUGCGACUGUAGGAAAGGAUGCUAGGAUUUUGGAGAAUGAGGGUGCUUCGAAAAUCUAUAAGGAUGGUAAUGAUGGGGUCGUGCUUGAUGCUAGUGGUGGUAAUGGGAAGUAUCCGAAUGGUAAAGGAGAAGGAGGAGGGGGAGGAGGAGGAGGAGGAGGAGGAGGUGGUGGUGGUGGUGAUAAUGAUAAUGGGAAAGACGGAGAAGAAGAAGAAGAGUUCGGGCCAAUUCUGAAAUUUGAAGAAGUUAUGAAGGAGACAGAGGCACGAGGGGCUAGUCUUCCCCUUGAUAUGUUAGAGGCUGCCAAGAAUGAGGGAAUUCGCAAAGUGCUCCUUCUUAGAUAUCUGGAUUUGCAGGGGUCAGCCUGGCCUCUUGGCUUUGCAAUGAAGUCAUGUUCUAUGCUUCGGGAUCGUAUGCUAGCUGAUCCAUCUUUUCUUUUCAAAAUUGGAACAGAGAUAGUCAUUGAUUCUUGUUGCGCUACAUUUGCUGAAGUUCAAAAGAGGGGAAAGGAUUUUUGGGCCGAAUUUGAGCUGUAUGUUGCAGAUCUUUUGGUUGGGGUAGUAGUUAAUGUUGCUUUAGUUGGAAUGUUGGCACCGUAUGCUCGUAUUGGGCAACCAUCAUUAUCAAAAGGGUUCCUUGGAAGCAUUCAACAUGCUUAUGGAGCUCUUCCUAGCAGUGUAUUCGAAGCUGAAAGAUCAGGAUGUGGAUAUUCUGUCAAACAGAGAAUUGCCACUUACUUCUUUAAGGGGAUCUUAUAUGGAGCAGUAGGCUUCGGGUGUGGUAUUAUUGGCCAAGGAAUUGCAAACUUAAUCAUGACUGCUAAGCGGAGCAUAAAGAAAUCAGAAGAAGACAUACCAGUGCCACCUCUAAUUAAGAGUGCAGCUCUCUGGGGUGUUUUCCUUGCCGUCUCUUCAAACACCCGCUAUCAAAUAAUCAAUGGACUUGAACGCUUGGUAGAGACAUCACCUUUGGCAAAGCAGAUCCCGCCUGUGGCAUUGGCUUUCACUGUUGGUGUACGAUUUGCCAACAACGUGUAUGGUGGAAUGCAAUUUGUAGACUGGGCUAGAUGGAGUGGGGUGCAAUAACUCGAUCAGUUUAAUGAGAGAGGAUAUAUUAUUGACAUGUCUAUUAUUUUAUGUCCAAAUGGAGCCUGUGCCUUGCAUCAUUCAGCACAGAAUCCUCGAUUUGGAAUUCAGUCCCCUCCCUCAGCGAAAUUGUUACCUCUAAGAAUAAGAUUUCUUUCAAUGCUUUUAUAUAUCAUGUAAAAUGUUCAGCGGAUGCUCAUUUGUGGUCAUUUAAGUGAAUCAUGCUCAGUUCAUUAGGGAUAUUUCUCUGAUGUG